AUGAAGGAUGUCUCAAGGAUAUCCUGUGUGGUUUAUUAUCUACUUUACAAGACAAAGCACCUAAAGGUUACAUCAAUUUCACAACUACUUGGUACAUUUUCCUGCAUAUCUACCCACAUGUCUAUGCAUAAAGAUCUGAACUUGAGGACUGCUUCUGUUCCUAUAUAAGCAGCUUGAAAUGAUCAAACUAAUCAGUCUACAACUGCAAGCAGUUUCUCUGCAAUGGCUCUCACUGUUCAGCUAUUGUUCUUCCUUCUCACAUCGGUGAUGAUGAACUUUGCUGAUGAAGCGUUGACUCCACAUAGCAGUCUCAGAUUCAUUGGGAUCGGGUACAAUCUACUUGAUGGCAACCCACAAGGUGUGCACGGUCUGGGUGGCUUUGAUCCAGGAUUUCGAGACACAUACAGUGUUCUUCAACUAACUUAUGAUCAACAGAAGAUAUCACAAGACAGGCAGCACUCUGUAGCAGAUCAAGUUAGUACCAACGCACGAUUGAGCUGCAGUUCCUCUAGUGAAAGAAAAGCGUACACGGGAGCGAAAGGUUAUCAAUACGAUGUAUCUCGUUCUGUCGACACAAGCGCUUCAGGAUCAUUUGCAGGUCUAUACAAAUUCUCAUUUACUUCGAGUUACAAGUACAAAAGAGUACUACAAGGGUCUCAGAGUGAAAAGAAACUUUACAUAGACAAAUCACAAAUUUGCAACCUUGGUAGCGUACGGUACCAAACUGAACUCGCCCGAUGCUCACGCGGCGUAGGUGGGACACCCAAAUUUCAACUGUCUUCAGGAUUCGAAGCUGCAGUUCGCGCGUUGCCCGUAUCGUCAGCAACCAGUCCCCCCAAUGCAUAUUUUUCUUUCCUAGACACUUGGGGAACUCACGUUAUCACAGAAAUCGUUCUGGGAAGCAAGUACACUGAACAUUAUGAAGUGACAAGUGACGAAGCAUUUAGAUACUCGUUACAGCAUGACGCUCUGGGGAUUACAACAUCUGCAUCUGGUCUAUCAGCAUCUGGUCUAUCAGCAUCUGGAUCUCUCUCACUAGACAUCAAUAAAUUGGUUCAGAGUGACUCAUUUUUGUCUUCGUUUACAUCAGUUAGAAAGGUGAUCAAGAUUGGAAGCAGCGUCUAUUGGGACACAGUGCAAAACAAGUGGAUCAUUCCAAACGCAACUAGCCACGAACCAAUCAAAAUCACAUUAACUCCAAUCACUGACUUUCUGUCAUGUCGCUACACUUCAGAUCUACAUGUGCGCAGCCGCAAGAGUGCGCUUGCCCGUGCUCUCACCACUUAUCCGUCCUACAAAAACGCUCGAGUACCACCCGAUGACUCCCAGUUGACUCUACCCAUAGCUUGGCCUAAAGGCACAUAUGGGUUGGUCCAACCCUAUAGUGGUUGCCCGAGAGGCAGUAAUUCAAGAUGGGAUUCUGGUUGGAGAAAACACGACACAGAAGAUAAGAACUCAAACAAUCAGUGGAGUAGUCCAUACAACUUAGCUGGUUGGAAAGACAGUAACAACAUGCAAUGGGAGUUCUGUAUAAAAGUGUCAAAUGGUCUGAACAACAUUAAUUAUCCAUGGCCUAGAGGCUCCUAUUGCAUUCUUAAAAAAGGCAAUUGUCCAAACCAGUUUCAUUACGGUUGGAUUCACUGGGAUGAUGAAGACAGUAAAAAUGCCAAUUCACAUGGAGGCACUAGAACUCUACCAGAUGGAGAGUAUGGACGCAACACCAGAAUGGAGUUCUGCUGCAGACAAGAUGGAAGUACAGCAAAUCAUAUCGUUUUACCAACAAACCGACCGUUUAUUUUGGUGGCAGCUAAAAGCCUUUGCCAAGAGGUCUACGGAAUGCGUGUAUCCAAUCAGUGGUUUCACUGGGACAACGAAGACAAAAACAAUGCAGACGAUCACGGUGGAUCUAUUCCAUAUGAAAAUGGAGGUACUCGGAAUCACAGAUUGCAUUUUUGCUACUACUACAAGUAACUCUGAAUGACUGAAAUCAAUGCUUUCAUAGCAAGAACUGCACGUUCUUUAAUUCUUUAUAAUUUUGUUAUUGUUCUAUCAUUUGGCUACUUGUUGACUGCUUAGCUGCUUUCUUGCUGAUUGUUGAUUGUUGCUUGCUAGUAAAAUUGGACUAUUUUGAUUAUCAUGAUUGAAAUUACAAAAGAGUGUUGUGAAAUUGAAGCUUCUGAGCUUACUACGCUGCCCAAAAAUGACAUAUGGCCGGUAUGAAUUUAACAAACUCUGAAUUCUUUCACAAUCACAAUGUAGUAACUGUAACUUGUUAUUGUACAAACUCGAUAGUUCCGCAAACGUUCCCCCCCCAGAUCACCCCCAAAUCCCGUAUGUACUAGAUUCCUUCCCCUUAGCCCAAAAAUCUACCCCAAACAACAAUAAUCAGCAAAAAGGCCAACAGCCACUACUCCUAGUGCUAAAGGUUCAGUCAGUCUGGUGCCUUG
This is a messenger RNA of Corticium candelabrum, 2447 nucleotides long. RefSeq names its product perforin-like protein 1. Bases 223 to 1971 code for a protein of 582 amino acids. NCBI's taxonomy places the organism in Eukaryota, Metazoa, Porifera, Homoscleromorpha, Homosclerophorida, Plakinidae. The transcript has a single exon. The record is from RefSeq and is a predicted model, not a curated record.